AUGGGUAAUUCACUGGGAAUUGAGAUUUUUAGAAGCCAGGUGGAUAUUUGUAUGGCAAUAGAUGAUUUAACUUUCAAGAAAGUAAAAGUUUUGCUUCUUGAGAAAAUCAUUAAGAGAAAGGAAAUGAAAGAGAAGUUUAUAAUUUUGGGAGGUUCAUCAGAGGAUAUUUAUUUGGAAGAUUCCUCCCAUCAGAAAUUUUUGUUGGUAUUUAUUCGGAUAAGUUUGCAGGAAUUUAAAAAAUUGCUAUUGGAAAGUGUGGAAGAACUCCACUAUAGGAUCGGAAUUUCAUUGAUGGUAACAAAUAAAGACGAACAGGAUAGUUUUUAUAUAUUAAAAGAUACUUUAGGAAAAGACUUUGAAAAGUUUGAGAUCCUUUCUUAUGAAAAAGCAAGCUCUUUUAAUCCAAUAAAGCUGUUGAAAUCAAAUUUUAAGUUUGAAGAUUUUUUGGAAAGAUAUACUUUUAAGAAUACUUUCAUGAAGACUUUGGGUAUAUUUAAUUGUUUGGAUGAGCAAGAACCCAUCCAGCUUCACGGGUUUUCUAAUACGAUUGAUUUAACUCAUUUCAUCCAUAUUAAUAUUGGUAAAUCAUAUACAGAAUUUCUACAUUUUAUAGAAGAUUCUUACUCCAAAAAAGUUGGAAGUAUUGAAAUAGGGGAAUACUCUCUCUGGGGUUUGGCAAAGAUCCUAGGUCUAAAGGUAGAAAGCAUGGAAGAUAUUGACAGGGCUAUUUCUAUAGGUAAUAUUCAAAAUUGUGACUUAAUUGUCAAAGAUAUUUACGGGCAAUCGUAUCCUGAAAUCAAUUUGGAGGGGGAUUCUGUAGCUUCUUCUCUAGGAAAACUUCAGUUUCUUAAUUAUGAUCAGAAAAACCUCGCUCCAGAGGAUCUAAUUAAAAGUAUUGUCAUCCUACUUACAAACCAGCUUGUCCAAAAAGGAAUACUGCAUUCUCAAAUUCUGCAAGAAAAUAACAUUAUUAUCUCUGGAUUUGUCACAAGCUCCCCAAAGAUUAUGGCAGCUAUUCACAAUACUUUUCAAGCUUUAUCUGAGAAUUUUAAUGUGUUUUUUAUUAAGUCAAUUAUAAAUAUUGCAUGCAUUAGCCCCAAAUUCGAAACUAACUAUUAA
Molecule: messenger RNA, 1119 nt
Organism: Cryptosporidium ubiquitum
Lineage: Eukaryota; Apicomplexa; Conoidasida; Eucoccidiorida; Cryptosporidiidae
Exons: 1
Coding region: 1-1119 (372 amino acids)
Biological process (GO): coenzyme A biosynthetic process
Cellular component (GO): nucleus; cytosol
Molecular function (GO): pantothenate kinase activity; ATP binding
Source: RefSeq, a predicted model, not a curated record